CUAGGAUUGCAGCUAAGUAUGAAGGUGUUAUCAGUGCUAAUCCAAUGUGGAAUAUUGCAAACUUGAAAGCACACAUCAGGGAAGACAUGUUUGCAGAAGUUAGUACUUCUCAGGUGAAGAGAGCUAAAGGGAAUGGUGAUAAAGAAAAUGUUUGAUGCAACUAAGGAACAAUACACUAGGAUAUUUGACUAUCAAGAAGAGUUGCUUAGGAGCAAUCCUGGUAGCACUGUUGUGGUUAAGCUUGAUCCAGCUUGUGCAAUUCCAACCUUUCAAAGAAUUUAUGUGUGUUUGAAUGCUUUAAAGCAAGGUUUCAUGUCAGGCUAUAGAAAAGUCAUUGGUUUGGAUGGGUGCUUCUUCAAAGGAGCAACAAAUGGAGAGUUGUUAUGUGCUUUGGGAAGAGAUGCAAAUAGCCAAAUGUAUCCAAUUGCUUGGGCCGUGGUUGAGAAAGAAAACAAUGAUUCUUGGGACUGGUUUUGCUCAUUACUCUUCAAAGAUGUCAAUGUAUAUGAUGGUGAAGGCUGGGUAAUAAUUUCAGACCAACAAAAAGGUAUCAUCACAGCUAUACAGAAUUGGGCCCCUCAUGCAGAACAUAGAAAUUGUGCAAGACAUGUGUAUGCCAAUUGGAGAAAAGAAUUCAGAGUGAAAGAGUGGCAGAAACUUUUCUGGAAUUGUGCAAAGGCUUCUUCUGUGAGCCUUUUCAACUUGGCAAGGGCAAAGUUAGCAAGAGAGACCGUCGAAGGUGCAAGGGCAGUAACCAGGUUAGAUCCCAAGCACUGGUCAAGGGCAUGGUUCAGGUUAGGAUCUAAUUGUGACUCUGUUGAUAACAAUAUUUGUGAAAGUUUCAACAAAUGGAUCGUAGAUGCAAGAUUUUUGCCUAUUAUUUCAAUGCUUGAGGCAAUUAGACGAAAGGUUAUGGUUAGGAUUCAAGAAAUGAUUGAAAAAUGUGAGAAAUGGACAUUAGAAAUUGUGUGUCCUACUAUAAAUAAGAAGAUGAACAAGUACAUAGAUUGGUCUGGGACUUGUCAUCCUAUCAGCAAUGGAAAUAAUGUGUUUGAGGUCACCCAAAGGAAACAUUACAGAUUUGGUGUUGAUCUAAAUAGAAAUAACUGCACUUGUGGUUAUUGGCAAGUAUCUGGUAUGCCUUGUGCACAUGCAAUUGCAACAAUACACACCAUUACUAGUGACUUGACAAGUUACAUUGCUAGUUGUUUUUAUGUUGAGGCAUUCAAAAGAACAUAUGCACAUUGUCUGCAAUCUGUUAAUGGCGUGGAUUGUUGGCCAAUAUCACCACGGACUAGACCUGCGGCUCCUGGUUAUGUCAAGAUGCCUGGUAGGCCAAAGACUGAGAGAAGAAAGGAGGAAACUGAGAAAAAAGUGUCGAAGACCAGAUUGCCAAAGACUGGGACACUCAUUAGGUGUGGUAAAUGCAAAGGAGUUGGUCACAACAGAACAACAUGUCAUAGACAGCCAGGUGGGCAACAGAGUGGACAACAAAGUAGACAACAAACUGAACAACAGAGUGGACAACAAAGUAGAGAACAGAGUUCACACAGGGAAAAUGUUGUGCCUUCUCAACAAAGCACCAAUGAUGCAGCCACAUCUAGAGGGACAAAGAGACCAGUACCCAUGUCCAAGCCUCCUAGGCCUGCUGUCCAAGGGAAAGGGAAGAAUAUUCAGAAGAACAAGUCCUCCUCGAAGGCUGCAAUGAAAGGUGUCACUGUCAAUGUGAGUUCUAGCUCAGUUGUCACUGUUAAUGUGAAAUCAGGAAAUGCUAAUUCACAGUUCAAGGCACCUGGAAGGGACACAAAAAGGCAAAGGAAGUUACCUACAAGACUGCUGGACUGAGUGUUGUGCUACUAAGGCCUAUUUAUAGUUUGUUUGUGUGGAACUAUGUAUGUUGUUAUGUCUAUGGUGAGACCUAUCUAAUUUGUUUGUGUGGAACUAUGUGUGCUCUAAUGUGUGUGCUAUGAACC
Triticum urartu is the source of this 1973-nucleotide messenger RNA. Lineage: Eukaryota; Viridiplantae; Streptophyta; Magnoliopsida; Poales; Poaceae. The record is from RefSeq and is a predicted model, not a curated record.